Messenger RNA from Colletotrichum destructivum, 1770 nucleotides. Its product is annotated as Putative major facilitator superfamily, MFS transporter superfamily. The record is from RefSeq and is a predicted model, not a curated record. Gene Ontology annotation, biological process: transmembrane transport. NCBI's taxonomy places the organism in Eukaryota, Fungi, Ascomycota, Sordariomycetes, Glomerellales, Glomerellaceae. Gene Ontology annotation, molecular function: transmembrane transporter activity. Bases 1 to 1770 code for a protein of 589 amino acids. The transcript is spliced from 6 exons.
AUGUCUAAUUCCAAACCGCACGCUUAUUACUUCAUUCCUCGCAAGCCUGUCGCGGCAGACUCACGGGCGGGGCACAAUCUCCAUCAAAGCCUGACUCGGUCUCGGUCGAGUCUCUGGCGCGGAUGGAGCCCGGGGCUCCCUUCCUUCUCCGAGUAUGAAAGGACGACGUACAAAUUCCCCUGGCUCCAGGACCCCGAAGACGUGGGAGGCGGCAGACAAAACGCCGCUGUCGUCUUGGAGACCUCUGCCCCCACCGAUCGUUCACGCCUGCUCUCCGACAACAACAGCAGCACGCUCGCCGGGCCUUCGACGAUGAUUCCGCCAGAGGAGAAGCAUGAGCGCGUCACGUCGUCCGACGAUCCCGAGGACCCGGACCUGGUAACCUGGUCUGGGCCCGACGAUCCUAUGAACCCUAAGAAUUGGCCGAAGCACAAGAAGUGGACAGCUACAAUCCUGGUCUCGUGCUUCACCUUCAUCUCGCCAGUGUCCUCGACCAUGCUGGCGCCGGCGUUGGACACCCUGGCCGAUGAAUUUGACGUCAAGUCCGACAUCGAGACGUAUCUUCUCAUGUCGAUUUUCCUAUUGGCGUACGCCGUUGGGCCUUUUGUCCUUGCGCCGCUGUCAGAGAUGUACGGCCGUGUUGUCGUGCUUCAGUCUGCCAACAUGUUCUAUCUGCUCUUCAACACCAUCUGCGGCUUCUCGACUUCCAAAGAGCAGAUGCUUGCCUUUCGUUUUCUCAGCGGUCUUGGUGGGAGUGCUCCUCAAGCUCUCGGCGGCGGCGUCCUGAGUGACUGCUGGCGAGCCGAGGAGAGAGGCACGGCGACAGCUAUAUACAGUCUGGCCCCGUUUCUGGGGCCGGCUGUGGGACCCAUUGCUGCUGGAUACUUGACGCAAUACUUGUCCUGGCGCUGGAUCUUCUGGACCGUUUCGAUUGCCGACGCGCUCGUUCAGAUCCUGGCUUUUCUCUUCCUCUCUGAGACGUACGCGCCCAAGAUCCUGGCCGUCAAAGCCAAGAAGCUCCGCAAGACGACUGGCAACAAGGACCUCCAUACGGAAUACGACCGUCCGGACAGGACCUUUGGCCAGACUCUGCGGAAGAACCUUGUCCGGCCUUUCCGGAUGCUCUUCACCCAGCCGGCGUUACAAAUCACGGCGGUAUACAGGGCAUACCUAUAUGGUCUCAUGUAUCUCGUUCUUGCUUCGUUCCCAUACGUCUGGAGUGAGCAAUACGACCAAGAACCUGGCCCUGCUAGUCUGAACUACAUCUCGCUCGGCGUUGGCUUCGUCAUUGGUCUCCAAGUAUCCGGUCCUCUCAUCGACAGGGUCUAUCGAACCCUCAAAGCCAAAAACAACGACACCGGCGUUCCCGAGUUCAGGAUUCCCCUCAUGUUCCCCACCGCCAUCGUGACCCCCCUCGGCCUCCUCCUCUACGGUAUCGCGGCGCACUUCGAGAUCCACUGGAUCGUGCCCAACAUCGGCGCGGCGAUCCUGGCGGCGGGCCUCAUCCUCUCUUUCCAGUGCGUGCAGACGUACGUCAUUGACUCCUACGAGCGGUACGCCGCCAGCGCGGCCGGUGCGGCGGCCUUCGUGCGGACGAUGGCCGGAUUCAGCUUUCCGCUGUUCGCGCCGAGGCUGUACGACGUGUUGGGGAUCGCGUGGGGUAAUGUUCUGCUGGCCGGUAUCGUCUUCGUCAACGGCCUGAUUGUCCCCUUUGUCAUGUGGCGGUGGGGUGCUUGGCUCAGGAGCAAGAGCCCCUACUGCGCUGGCUAG